This is a messenger RNA of Ruditapes philippinarum (Manila clam), 1314 nucleotides long. RefSeq names its product retinol dehydrogenase 7-like. Gene Ontology annotation, molecular function: oxidoreductase activity. NCBI's taxonomy places the organism in Eukaryota, Metazoa, Mollusca, Bivalvia, Venerida, Veneridae. The transcript is spliced from 4 exons. The coding region runs from base 114 to 1115 and encodes 333 amino acids. The record is from RefSeq and is a predicted model, not a curated record.
UUAUGUGUGACACGGCCAUCAACGGUGUAAAUAUAGACAUUGAAAAGCGAUAUGUAUCUAUAACAGACAAUAUUUAGCUUUUUGUAUGUACACAUGUAUAUAUUUACAAAACAAUGAUGUUAUUUGAUGUUGCCAUUGGUUUGUUAAUUUUAUAUUUCGUUUGGAAGAUCAUAAUAUUGUACUUGCGAACACUGGAGAUUAAAAAAGUGUCUGAUCGAUAUGUAUUCAUAACCGGAUGUGACACGGGAUUUGGAUACCUUCUGGCAAGAUCGUUAGACGCAAAAGGAGUGAAUGUAAUUGCCGGAUGUCUAACAGAAAAAGGUUCACGCAACCUGAAGAAGGAAGCCUCUUCAAGAGUAAAGACUGUUCAAUUGGACGUGACUGAUAAAAAGUCGGUGGAGAGAGCAUUUGAACUUACCAAACAAUAUGUCGGCGACAAAGGUUUGUGGGGACUUGUAAACAAUGCUGGUAUAAUGCUGAACUUCUGUCCGGCUGAAUGGACGCCAUUGAAGGACUAUGAAACCGAGAGUAAAGUAAACUUGUUUGGAACAAUCGACAUGUCCUUGACCUUUCUACCAUUGUUACGAAUGUCACGUGGUCGCCUGGUGAAUGUUUGCAGCGUCAUAGCAAAUUGGGGAUACCCCGGGUUGUCUGGUUAUGUUGUGUCUAAAUCUGGUGUUAAAAUGUUCACAACGUGUUUGAGAAGGGAGUUGUUUGGUUCCGGUGUCACUACACAUACUAUCGAGCCAGGAGGUUUCAACACGAAUAUUGCAAAUGAAAGCAAGUUUCUCAAAAUAUUGAAAACAGCCUACGUUAGGUCGGAUACAGAAAGACAAAACUUUUACGGUGGAAAGAUCUCUUCAUACAUUUUCUUUGUAAUAAAAUGGUAUGGCGUGUUCAUUAAUACAAAGCCACAGAAAGUCGUUGACGUCAUGACGCAUGCGCUGUUAGCAAAACAUCCGAAGAAUUCUUACGCCGUUGGACUGGAUGCUACGCUGUUCUUUGGUUUUCUGUCCUGGUUCCCGGAAUGGUUGGUGGACAGAUUACUCGGGUGGCCAGCACCGGAUGGACAUUUAUGCUCUGAAUUGCAAAACAUUGCGAAUAAAAAGAACUGAAUAUAGCAUAUUGUGUGUAAUUUGUGUUUAUAACAUUUCAUGAAAUCAUUAAUGUACAGUCACUUCAGGUCUGUUUAAGUAAUACUUUCAAAGUUCAGGAUGUGUAGAAAAUUUUCUUCACUCGUUGUUAUUACAAGAAAACAAUUGUAAAUCAUAUGCAUGUAUAGGAAUUCGUAAAAAUAUUAAACAUAGAUUUUUA